Molecule: messenger RNA, 1284 nt
Organism: Morone saxatilis (striped sea-bass)
Lineage: Eukaryota; Metazoa; Chordata; Actinopteri; Moronidae
Gene: tpm1
Product: tropomyosin 1 (alpha)
Biological process (GO): muscle contraction; actin filament organization
Cellular component (GO): actin filament
Molecular function (GO): actin filament binding
Source: RefSeq, a predicted model, not a curated record
GUAAGGCAGAGCCUGCACUCCAGCUUAGCGUUCAGUUAGGCACAGACGCCCCAGCUCCUCUCCUCUCCUCGGUUUUCAUUUGGACGUUUUGUUGGUGCAGCCGAACAGCAAAUAACCAGCCAUGGAUGCCAUCAAGAAGAAGAUGCAGAUGUCAAGUCUCGACAGUGAGAAUGCCUUGGACAGAGCUGAGCAGGCUGAGUCAGACAAGAAAGCCGCAGAGGACAGAAGCAAACAGCUUGAGGACGAUCUGGUAGCUCUGCAGAAGAAGCUGAAGGGAACUGAGGAUGAGUUGGACAAGUACUCCGAGGCUCUUAAAGACGCCCAGGAGAAACUUGAGCUGGCUGAGAAGAAAGCCACCGAUGCUGAGGGAGAUGUCGCUUCCCUUAACAGACGUAUCCAGCUGGUUGAGGAGGAGUUGGAUCGUGCUCAGGAGCGUCUGGCGACAGCCCUGACCAAGCUGGAGGAGGCUGAGAAGGCUGCUGAUGAGAGCGAGAGAGGCAUGAAGGUCAUUGAGAACAGGGCCAUGAAGGACGAGGAGAAGAUGGAGCUGCAGGAGAUCCAGCUGAAAGAGGCCAAGCACAUCGCUGAGGAGGCUGACCGCAAAUAUGAGGAGGUUGCCCGUAAGCUGGUCAUCAUUGAGGGUGACCUGGAGCGUACAGAGGAGCGCGCUGAGCUGUCAGAAGGCAAAUGCUCUGAGCUUGAGGAAGAGUUGAAAACUGUGACCAACAACCUGAAGUCACUGGAGGCCCAGGCUGAGAAGUACUCACAGAAGGAGGACAAGUACGAGGAGGAGAUCAAGGUCCUCACCGACAAGCUGAAGGAGGCUGAGACUCGUGCUGAGUUCGCUGAGAGAUCAGUAGCCAAGCUUGAGAAGACCAUUGAUGACCUGGAAGAUGAGUUGUAUGCCCAGAAACUGAAGUACAAGGCCAUCAGCGAGGAGCUGGACCACGCCCUCAACGACAUGACUUCCAUAUAAAUAUUUUACACCUCAUCAAAGACGUCUCCUGCCGGCUGAGCGGCAUCUGUGUGCUCUCUCCAGCCUUCUCUCCAUUUUCCCUUCCCACUCUGUCUUUGCUUUCCUUUCCUCCUCAUGUUUUCAACAUCAUGUCAAAGUUACUUGCGUCCCAUCUCUUGUACAGAAUCCUAGAAUCUUUCUGCAUUGUGUAAAAAAUAAACACCCUUCCUUCUAUGUAAGCUGUAUCUCUUUACUCUGUCCUUUGUUUUCUUUUUAAUUUCUAUUUAUUUUCAAGUGGCUCUAAUAAAACCAGGAAGCCUUGAUUUUAA